AUGCCGCCGGUGACGAAGGUGGCGGCGCAGGUGAUCAUUAGGCGCCCGGACGGCACCGAGACGCGUUUGGUGCGCCGCAAGCCGGGGCCGGUGCAGACACGCACCGACAGCGACGCGGUGAAGCGCGAUGAGGACCGCGAGGCCGUGCUGGCGUGCCCACCGUACACUGCAAGCUUUAACACGUUGCUGAAGGAGCGCCGCGAGAAGAACAGCCGCGUGCUUGUGAACGCCGUGCUGGAGCGCAUGCACGCAGAGGCCAUUCCGCUGAAUGUCGUCACGUACAACCUGCUGAUGGAGCGUGUUGUGUGCUUCCCAGACGACGUUAUCUUCACACUGUACGAGGAGAUCAAGGAAGAGGCAGUUAAAGACAACAGCAGUGUUCGGCCUAACCUCACCACCUACCAGCUGCUGUUCCGCGCGUGUGAAAGGAAGGGAGAGUACAACCGCGCCUUCCUCCUCUACAAGCAACUGCGGGAACUCAUGCACAUCACGCCGGACUCCCCGACGUACGACACGCUAUUGGGUUUCUGCGCAGCUGUACGGGACGUGGCACAGGCCACAUACUUUGUGGAGGAGAUGCGAAACAACGGCGUGACGCCAGACGUCAACACGUACAACUGUCUGAUGAGUGUACUGGUGGAUAGUGCCCCGUACGAGGAGACGCUGGGGGUGUUCCAGCAGAUGAUUGAGGAGGGCAUCAAGCCCACUAUUAGGACGUAUAACACUGUCUGCAAGGCCGCCCGUGCCCAUGGUGACUACGACCGCGCAUUUCAGCUCUUUGAAGAGAUGAAGAAGCGCGGUAUGCUACCGGACGUGGUCACGUACAAUACGUUGCUCUCUAUGGCGGAGCAUCGCUUAGACUACAUCAUGGGGCAGGGCAACCACGAGCACGUGCGGCGCUCCUUUGAGCAGCGCAGGCAAGGUAAGCGCGCUGUGGCAGGGCUCACAUUGACACUUUUAGCCGAGAUGGAGUCGAUAAAGCUGAAACCGAACACUUUCACCUUCAAUCAAGUCAUGGCGGCCCUGCUGAAGUGCGGCGAUCACCGCGUGUUUAAUGUCUACCGCACGAUGCAAACGCGCUACGCGGAGCAAAAGUCGGCGCUUGAGCUGCAAGCCAAGCGCAGAGCGAAGAAAAAGAGGACAAUGCUCCUCCUAGAAAGCGACACCCCCAGUAACACAGAGGCCUGGUCGAGCAGCACAACAACCGCGGCGCCGGCAUCAACGGCGUCAGCGGAGAACGCCGACGGCCUCGGCGCAGAGCAGCCCAUGUCGCUCGACGAGGCGAUGGAUGUCGAAGACCCGCAUCGGCCUGCCCGCAUCGCCGCACAGCAGUCGCGGCCGAACCGCGACACGUAUCGCCUGAUUGUGCGUGCCUGCCUCGAACUUGGCCUUGCCGACAAGUGCGAUCACUUCUACCGUGAGAUGCGCCGCGAGGGGCUCGGGCUCGACCACGAUUUCGCAGUGCUCAUGGAGGAGGUGUGCGAGGCAACGGGCGACAGGGUGCGGGCGCGGUCAGUGCUCGAUGAGGCGAAGGGCGACCGUUUGCUGAUCGACACAACACUUUUCAAUGCAUACCUCAGUGUCCUUGCAUCGCUGGGCGACGCGGAGGUUAUGCAUAUUGUGGAGGAGAUGCAACUUGGCAUCAACGUUUUCAACGUGCGGCCGGACGUGGCGACAUUCAACAGGGUGCUGCGCAGCCAACUCUGCAUGGGUAACCACGAGAAGGUGGCGGAUGUGUUCGCUUCCAUGUACCUUUCGUACAGCCAGGUGACGCCCGACACGGAGACGUACUGCUGGGUGCUCCGUUCCUACUGCCAGACACACGAUACGGAGGCCGCCACGCAGUUGCUGGAGUCAAUGAAGCAGCGAAAGGUCCCUGUUUCGGUUGAGCACUACCACCACCUUAUGCUGGUGUAUUUGGAGGCUGAUGAUGCACGUAUUAUCGAUGUCUUCCAUUUGCUGCGGAAUGCGACGGGGGAUGAAGCACUGCCAAAGGCUGACACGCAAUGCUUCUGCGCCUUGCUGCAGUACUACUUGCGCCAGCAGCAGUGGGAUGAGCUGGAAGGGCUUUUUUUGGCGCUCAAGGCGGAUCCCGUGCUGGAAGUCGAUACUGGAUGCUACAAUGUCAUACUAGAGAUGUGCCUCAGGCAGAAGCGUGUGGAGUACGCGGAAAAACUUUUUAAUGAGCUUCGCAUGAAGUGCGUCCCGGCUGAUAUUACGAUGUACAACACGCUUUUGCGUCUCUUUGCAUCGGUAGGCAAUAAAAUGAUGUACAGUGUUCUGGAGGAGAUGAAGGCCAAUCACGUGGCACCAGCGGCCACCACGCUUGGUAUUCUGCUGGAGUACGCUGAGGGGCGACAGGCUGUCUCCACUGCUGUUGAGCACGGUCUCUUCUGGAAUCCGGCUGAUGAUCUUGAAGGGCUGAUCUGA
Molecule: messenger RNA, 2430 nt
Organism: Trypanosoma grayi
Lineage: Eukaryota; Euglenozoa; Kinetoplastea; Trypanosomatida; Trypanosomatidae
Exons: 1
Coding region: 1-2430 (809 amino acids)
Molecular function (GO): protein binding
Source: RefSeq, a predicted model, not a curated record